AAGACGAAAACCGCUGUUUACUGUCGUAAAAAUGCGCUUUGAUGAGUCGAAAGUGCUGUCGGAGAGCUGAAGAUGCGGUUCAACGAGAAGGAGCUGGUGUUCCUGAGCCGCCAGCCGUCAGAGAGAGCGGCCGAGCUGGGCAUGAGAGGCCCGAAGAAAGGAGACGUUGUGAAGAGGCGUCUAGUGAAGCUGAUCGUUAAUUUCCUGUUUUACUUUCGGACCGAUGAGGACGAGCCCAUCGGCGCUCUGCUGCUGGAGCAGUGUCGCGUGGAGAGAGAAGACGAUCAUGUUUUCUCCAUCGCGUUUCUGGACGAAGCCGAGAGGAAGUAUCUGUUCGAAUGCGGUUCUCAGGAACAGUGUGUCGAGUGGAUCGAUGCCGUCGUUAAAGCCAGUUAUGAAUUCAUGCGCAAGAACCUGAUCUACUAUCGCACGGAGAUCCAUCGACUCACCGGCAAGGACCCGCUGGAGCAGUAUGGGAUAUCAGACGAAACGCGCUUUCGGGUCAACAGCGGUCUUCCUCCGCCGCCCACAUAAACACACACGUUCUCUGCUGUUUGGAGUUUUUACUUUUUCUUCUUUUUCAGUCUGCCAGUAUGCAUUACUGUACAUUCUGUAACCUGAGUUAUGGGGGAAGAUACGUAAUAUUACUGUAAUAAAUGUCUGCUGACUUUGAGCCAAUUGCAAUUAAAGUUUCUUCCCCAUAUCACAAACAAACUAAACUGGGUCGGCUUUUAAAAACUGAUUUCGGCACCUUUAUUGCCUUUCAUAAUUGUGAUGUUAAAUGUUUAUGCGCAGACAUGCAUUAUAAAGUGCACUGGAGAGGUUUCGUAGCAUCCAGCUUUUAUCUAAAGCAUUAAAGCUCAGUCCAGAUUCAGUCAAAACAUUUCAGCUGCUUUGAGUUUGUGCUCCUGGAGCUGUAGAGUGGUCUUAUUUCACCACAAAAUCAAAGGAAAAUAGGUACAAUUAUAAUUUAAACAACGUUAUUUUCAUGAGAAGUACAU
Messenger RNA from Sinocyclocheilus grahami, 1001 nucleotides. It is a transcript of the gene plekhj1, whose product is annotated as pleckstrin homology domain containing, family J member 1. Gene Ontology annotation, biological process: endosome organization; receptor recycling; retrograde transport, endosome to Golgi. Gene Ontology annotation, cellular component: recycling endosome; early endosome; trans-Golgi network. Bases 73 to 534 code for a protein of 153 amino acids. The record is from RefSeq and is a predicted model, not a curated record. The transcript is spliced from 6 exons. NCBI's taxonomy places the organism in Eukaryota, Metazoa, Chordata, Actinopteri, Cypriniformes, Cyprinidae.